AUGCCAGGCGGUGGCACCGUGCAGAAGCCUUUGGUCCCGUCCAGCCGUCUGUUUGCCAUCUAUAUUUGGACAGACCCAGUGCCUUCAAGAAAACUACCUAGGUCCAUACCUGCAGGAUCCCCUGUCCAUACAGCUCUCAGUUCCUGUAUUCACUCUAAAGCUCAACGUGAGCUACCUCAAAAUUCAAGCAGCUCCAAUUGCAGCCAGUUUCAUGGCCGGGCUGCAGGUAGGAAGGAUCGAAGUCGUCAGCUGGAACAGCUGAGCUGGGCUCUGCUGGAGGCUCCACCGCACCUCCAGUCCCUUCCGGAGCAGAACAGCUGCCACGUGCUCUGUGAUCUGGGAUCAGGAGGCUGUGGGCCAUCUCCAAACUGGUGCAGGCAGCGCAGCAUCGCAUGCCAUGCAGGCUUUAUUUUGCCAAAUUCUGAGCCGUCAUUUGCUGCCAGCAGUCCCACCUCUUCCAUCCAGGAGCUGGUGACAUUGAUGGAGCUGCAGGUCGGAAGCUGUUCCCUGGAUGAGCUGGGCAGCCUGCAGCCCUCGCCACGCUUUUCCCACCGCGCUGCUGCCCGCCCUGAGGUCUGCUCCAGCACAGGGAGGUCUGGCACUCUUGAACCUGAGGUCAAAAACAAGAGGGAGGAAAAGAAUGGCCUUCAGGCCAGAGGAAGAAACCAGGGCAACCAGGCUCUUAACGUGAUAAAAGGGCUUUAUCUCAAAGCACUUAAACAAAACACACAAGCCUGAGAGAAGAGGCUCUGUCAAGUAUCCGCCGGGGACACGGGGAAAUUGCAAAUCCCCGCAGGACAGAGGGGCUCUUUCUUCACAGUGUGCAGAGCCAGGAGCUGGGGCUGGGCAGGUGAUGGGUGCUGGGGAAGGGAUGCGUGGGGAUUUCCCAUUUGCAGUGGUGCACGGGCACGGGUCAGACUGUGAGCUGUUGGAGAAUAGAUCAAGGGCACGGGGAGCGGGCAGCAGUGCUGGAGAGGGGCAGGAGGGAACGGCAGGUGGGACGUCCAGCAGCAGGUGGACACGGUGCCAUCCCCUGUGUUUGGGGUGUCAGUGUAAAUCAGUGCCACCUCUGUGCUUGGUGGGUGGUUGGGCGCAGUUUGCAGGAGUUGGAUGGGUGCAGUUUGCAGGGUUUGGAGGGGAGGCUUGGUGCUUGCUGGCCCCUUACAGGAUGCUACAGGGAGGAUCGUGCCGUGGAGAGUACUGGGUUUUUCCCAGGUGCCUGGGCAGGGAGCUGCACCAUCCCGGGGUCUCUGGGCUGCAGGUCCCAGCUCCUCCCCAGCCGAUCUGCUUUCCCCAGGGGCUGAGGCAGCUUUGCUUGUGGUGCCUGCUCUGAAGGGUUGGGCUCUUUGCUCCGGCUCAUCUUGUCCCUCAUCCCUUUGGGGCUCAGCCCCGUCCCUCCCCAUUUCUCCCUCACACACCAUGCUUUGUGCCAGCAGUCCCCACCUUUGAAGAGAAGCCCUGCCCUGGCUGUAUGCUGCUCUCCCUCUGGCUCCGUGUUCUUCAGCCUUUCUUUGGGGCACAUCCUCAUCCCUUAUGGGUGUCCACGGUGUCCUUUCCCUGCCGCGGCUCAGUGAGGACCGUGUGGAGCUGCCAGCCAUGAAUUUCCCCCACACUGCUGCCAGGCUGUUAUUGCUGUGUGCUCCCUCCCGACUCCAUCUGUCUGCAUGGUGCUACUGCUCCGUGCCAAGAGGGCUCUGGGACCGCUGGGGUCACGGCUGCCCCAUUACGGGGCGAGAUUUAUCAUUGGCAGGUGUGCUGCGGGAUGGUAUAUUAUCCAGGAUUAUGAACUGUAACAGGAUAAUCUCUCUAAUGUAAUUCAAGCUCUCGACAUGGCUUAUGGCUCCUUAAUGUACCUCAGACUGAAGAAUUACAAGAACAUUUUCCCCCCUCCCUACCUUGUCAGCUCCUAAAUGAUUUAGGCAAUCGCCUGAAGCCAGAUCUUGGCCUCCAGUCAUAACUCAGAGCAGUUCAGUAAAUAUGAUGGGGAA
This is a messenger RNA of Lagopus muta (rock ptarmigan), 1988 nucleotides long. RefSeq lists its product as uncharacterized. The transcript has 6 exons. The coding region runs from base 1 to 738 and encodes 245 amino acids. NCBI's taxonomy places the organism in Eukaryota, Metazoa, Chordata, Aves, Galliformes, Phasianidae. The record is from RefSeq and is a predicted model, not a curated record.